UUCUUGAAAGCAGCACAAGUUCACUCGUAAACAUUCUGGGCAGCAGUGAUUGGUCAAAGUUAAACGGUGUCAGCGUGUUACGUUUACAAACUCGCUCCCAGUACCUGACAGCUCAGAGCGCUUCGCUCACCGAGGACAUCAUCACCUGACGGGACUUCUGACGGCGCUCACCGCUUCCUGUCCACCUUUACCUCUGGAGGAGACCUGGAGAAAAGAUGACCUCCCAGGACACUGCGAAAGACUUGGGUCACCGAUCCGAGGAGGUGAAUGACCGAUCGGUCUCCCCAGAAGUGCAGAGUGAAGAGAAGACGUCACCGAUUCUCCGUCGGCAUCAUCCAUUCAGCGUGGAGGCGCUCAUGUCCGGGAGGAAGACGGAGCACCGCACCGAAACGUCCACCUGUUGUAAAACAGCUGGAGCUACCGUGUCGGCCCCAACCGCAGGGCUAAAGUCUUUGUAUCUGUGCCGGGACACGUGUAGUCCUCCCGGGGAAGGUCGGAACAGUUUCGCGGCGGUCCCUUCUUCGCCGGUGAAAUCCGAGGUGUCGGAGUCAGAGGAAUGCUCACACUGGGUUUCUGCCAGCGCCUUCUCCACACAACCACGUCACAUCAGUCCAGGCUGUCAGCUGAGGAAACACAAGACCAACAGAAAGCCCCGCACUCCCUUCACUACAUCCCAACUCCUGGCUCUGGAGAGGAAGUUCAGACAGAAGCAGUACCUGUCCAUCGCAGAGCGAGCAGAGUUCUCCUCCUCUCUGACCCUGACGGAGACCCAGGUGAAGAUCUGGUUCCAGAACCGUAGAGCAAAGGCAAAGAGGCUCCAGGAGGCYGAGCUCGAGAAACUCAAGAUGGCCGCUGAUGCCAAGACGGCAGUGGUGGCAGCCACUGCCACUUCUGCAGCGCUACAUCCCGGCUUUACGUUACCACUGUCGCUGGGCGCCAUGUCUCUGUACGGACAGUCAUAUUCUGCCUAUCACCACCACCAAAGACCCAUUCUGCCCAUAUCCCCUCUAGGACUGUAUGCUGCUCCGCUGGGAUACAGCAUGUACCACUUAUCGUAAACAUGGAAAUAUUUUAUGUAUUUUGYUUUUAUGCAUUCCAAAAAUGGACAGAGAGGAUGUGUGCUUGACAUUUAAAAAAACAAAAAAAAUUAUGUACAGCCUAUCCAUAUCACCUGCACAAGAAGUGUGACGUUCAGAGCACUUCAGAUCAAAUUAGCAACUUGUUUUUCUUCUGCUAGGUGAGGAUAGAAAGGCGCUUCCUGUUCUGCCCUCGUCGGACAGCACGUUUACACGAUUGGCCUGUAAUGUGGAGGGGUGUUUCUGUCUGGGUGCUGUUUAUCCUCUUCACUUGUUUACAUCAGCAAUAAUUGAGCAGGGGCGAGGACUUGCACUGGGCACCAAAGCACAGACCGCGGCUGUUUUCUUAAGCCUUGUUCCCAUCAGACGCAGUGCCUUGUGUCAGAAAAUGGCCUCCAUGUCAGGAUAYUUGUGAGGAUGAACUGGAGUUUUAGCUUCUGAGAACRGAUUGAACAUAUCACUGAAGCUUUCUUGUGGUUUACACAAACCGAUUGCCUUAAAAAUAUCAUUGCAUUCAGGUUAAACCUGAAAGUUACCCAUGAUCUGUAUAGCAAAGCAUAAUUUAUACCACUAUAGUUGAAGUUUGUUUUUCUUCACAACACAUUUAUAGCACAAUAACAUAUUUAUCUCCUAUGAAAUACAAUGCUGGAAAUGUAUGAGUGCCUUAUGUUGUGUAUUUAUGGUAGAGAAUAUGGUACAAAGUUUUACCAAAUGUGUAUUUAUAUUGCUCGUUUUGAGCAUUCUAUGCUGUUCUUGUUUUGUCAUCUGAAAUUAAAGCUCUUUAGAUUCUUA
Molecule: messenger RNA, 1868 nt
Organism: Poecilia reticulata (guppy)
Lineage: Eukaryota; Metazoa; Chordata; Actinopteri; Cyprinodontiformes; Poeciliidae
Gene: msx2b
Product: muscle segment homeobox 2b
Biological process (GO): embryonic morphogenesis; regulation of transcription by RNA polymerase II
Cellular component (GO): nucleus
Molecular function (GO): DNA-binding transcription factor activity, RNA polymerase II-specific; RNA polymerase II transcription regulatory region sequence-specific DNA binding
Source: RefSeq, a predicted model, not a curated record